AUGGCAUCGACCACCCCGCGCCCACACACCCGCCACAACUCGCACUCGCUCGUCGACGACACCCCGACCCGCCCGCCGUCCGGCGCAUCCUUCAACACGACCACCCUCACCUCGCUCAAGCCACAGCGCAGCGCGCAGCACACUCACCAGCAAAAGAUGCACUCUCUCGGCGGGUACGCGGGCGGACAGCGUGCGGGGCUCGCGCAGAUGGACACAAACAGGGCGGGCGGCGACAGGCCAAACAGUCGGGGCAGCGGCUUCUCGCUCAAGGCGUCCGACCUCGACGGGCUCGGAGCAGGUGCAGGGCACGCGUACGUCAUCGAGGCGGACAACACCGAGCUCGCGCGUAGGAGGGCAGAGGCGAGUUUCCAGCGCGAGAUGGAGGAACUGCGCAACGCCCGCCUCUCGUCAACUUCCGGGUCGUCCGUCGACGGUGAGGAGCAGCGCAACAGGCGCUUUGACGACGAGUCGGCGUCGUCCACGAGCGAUGCGAGCCGGUCGAGCGCCAGCAGCUUUGGCAGCCUCAAGAUCGGGUUGACCGGCACACGCACCACCGCUCAGCACCAGUCUCUCGCCGCUGCGCUCGACGACAACAACGCCGAGACGACGGACGACAACUUGACGUACAUGACGAUCCCGCGGACGGACGAGUCGCCCGUCGCCUCGCCCGCCAGGCCGGCUGCUCCCGCAACUACAGCCGCCGCUCCUGCGCCGGCUCGCUCGUCUCCCUUCUCGCGCGCUCCAGCAGCAUCGACGAACCUUUUCGCCUCUCCUCGCCCGUUCGUCUCGUCCGCCGCCGCAACCGCCGGCACAACCCCUCUCUCCUCCUCUCCUCGUCCUCGGCCCUCCUCCGCCACCAACAACGAGAACGUCCCUCCCGCCCGCUCCGCCUCGUACCCCUCGAUCCCUCCACCCCGCACAUCCCCCUUCCACUCCUUCUCCCCCGCCGCUCCCUCGCCCGCUUCAGCUCCUAACACGACUACCACGACGGGGGUGUCGAGUCCGUCUUUCGUGGCGCGGUCGCCGAAGAAUGGUUCGGCGCAGGCAAGGUCUCCGCUCCAAUCUGUUCAGACCAGUCGAACAGGCGGCGUAGUGAUCGAAGACUACGUCACCUCCUCGGACGGCGAUGACGAUCGCGACAAUGCAGCGAACAGGAGUACAAGGAGCGUGAGGACGGCGUUGCCGGACAAGACGGGGUUGACGGAGUUCUUGAGGAGUCCGGAGAAGGCGAGGAGUGGGGUCACGCCGGCGAGGAGGAGGAUGCCCGCGCAGGCACAGGCGGGACAGAGGGGCGAAAGCGGGUCGAGUAGCGAGGGGAGGAGGAGUACGGAAGCCAACCUCCUCACCAACGCCCUCUCCUCCCUCACCUCGAAACUCGCGCACCUCGAAUCCGAGAACGCCUCUUCCGCCGCGCGCGUCGCCGAACUCGAAGCUCGGUUGCGGGCUGCUCAGCACUCGCAGAAUCAGAACCAGGUCAGAGACAGGGUAGAUGAGGACGAGAGGAGGAAGGUGAGAGUUGAGGUGGAGAGGUUGUUGGGCGAGGAGAGGGAGAGGAGGGAAGAACUCGAGCAAGUCGUCAAAUCCCUUCGCGCUCAGAACGCCCACCUCGACGCAACCCUCGCCUCGCACCGCACCUCGCUCGAUGCGCUCCGGCGCCAAGCCUCGUCCGCCGCCGCCGCCGCCGCCGCCACCGCGCAACCCACCUCUUCUCCCAAGCCGCGCGAAACGGACUACGCCCUCCGCUCCGAAGUGCAAGACCUGAAGCACGCGCUCUCGGCGCUCGGCUUCGAGGUUGAUGGAGUUCGGGCGGUCGUGGAGGAGUUGUUGAGGGACAAGGAGGAGCGAGAUGCGGGGAGGAAGUGGGAGGCUGAAGAAGAGGAGAGGAGGGAACAGUUGGCUCGUCGUCAGGAGAAGGAGGAUGAGCGGACGCCCAAGCCUGCGAGAAUCAGGAAGGAUGGAGUCGGUGUCGGUGUCGGCGACGUCCCUGAGACGCCAGUUAGCGAGGAGAGUUGGAUCAGUAGGGAGGAGGUCGAGGCGCUCAGGCGGGAUGUCGAGCGCGAGGAGGCGAGGCGGAUGAGCAAGUCGAAGAGCAAGCCUCGCCAUUCGGAUCCCGUUCUCGCUCCCGCCGAACCCUCGUACGACUCGACUUACGUUCCUUCCUACUCCGAAGAAGCGUCCGAGGCUUCCUUCGUCAGCGCCACGUCCGCCACGACCCUCUCCGCCACCUCAUCCUUCGACUCUGCCGACGAGCCCGAUUUUGCACGUGCUGAGCGGAUUUUCGAGUCAGUCCUUUCGCACGAACAUCGCCGCAAGACUCGCCCGUCAACUCGUGCGCGGAAAGAUCGCGUCGUGCUCCUCGACGAGCCAAGCGCAAACUUGUGCGCGAACUGCCACGGGCGUAAGCAGGGCCUCAAGGGUGCUUCGCCGACUUCGAGGCGGAGGAGUCGCGGAGACGGAGCCGACGCGGACGAGGAGGACCUCGCGCCCGUUGACGAGGAGCGCGAGAGGCGGAGACGGGAGCGCAAGGAGCGUGAGCGGGUCAAGGUCGAGGAGAGGGAGAAGAAGGCACGGCGUGAGGCGGCUGAGAAGGAGCGACGGGCGAGGGAGAAGAAGGCGAGGGAGCGUGAAGAGCACAGGCGGACGCUCGAGGCUGUGCUCGACCGUCUUGAGGAGGACUUUGCUGUCCAGAAGAAGAUCUACUUCGAGUUGACCGCCGAGUACCAGGCGAUGACUUCGCGGACCGACACGAACAAGCGUCGCAUGCUCGCCACCCACCUCAAGAAGAGCAUCGACGUUCUCGAGGAGAAGGCUCGCGAGGUCAAGCGCUACGCCGACGCUCUCGAGGAUAUGUACGAGACGAUGCACGCCCAGACUUGCCCGCAGCGAAAACACCACGCUGUCGUCUGA
Rhodotorula toruloides NP11 is the source of this 2907-nucleotide messenger RNA. RefSeq lists its product as uncharacterized. The record is from RefSeq and is a predicted model, not a curated record. The coding region runs from base 1 to 2907 and encodes 968 amino acids. Gene Ontology annotation, molecular function: microtubule binding. Lineage: Eukaryota; Fungi; Basidiomycota; Microbotryomycetes; Sporidiobolales; Sporidiobolaceae. The transcript is spliced from 7 exons.